AUGCCAUUCUCAGUACAGGGAAGACACGAACUUUCCCGGUCGGUUCUCUCUCCGUACAGCCCGCAGUAGAGAUGGGAGGGGGCGGAGAUGAUCGGAGGGGGCGGAGUCCCGGGAUGAUGAGUACUGCUCAGCACGUUCAGCUCCUCUGGAAACAAAACCAAAAGUAACCUUUGUGUCCGGAAGAGGAACGGCCCCACCCCCUGAGAACUGGCAGGCCGGCCCGGAGCUCGGUGUAUGGGGGGAGAUCGUCAUCCUAUGGAGGGGCUGAUCGACCGAUGUAGAUGACAUACGAGGCACCGGGGUGAUCAGGUCGGGACAUCCGAUACAUCGGAGGAACAUGGAUUCCCUAAUUGAUGAUGAUAUUUGUAUUCUAAAUCAUGAAAUAGAAGACUUUACGAAGGGGAGAGAUCAAGACACUCCUUUUUCUGCGUCCUCCGGAGAGGCAUCUGUGGCCUCACACUUUGCACUGGUCACAGCAUAUGAAGACAUAAAGAAACGACUGAAGGAUACUGAAAGGGAGAAUUGCACUUUAAAGAAAAGGUUACGACAAAUGGGGGAUAAGCUUUGUGGCAGUUUUGAAGAACACAGCAGAGAGGAGGGCGACAAAGUGAACAGAGCUUACAUUGCCUUUCGUGAAAUUUCAAUCGAGCGAGACAAUCUACACAAGCUGCUAAGUGCAAUGGAGAAGGAAAACAUUGAAUGCACAAAGCAUCUGAAUGAACAACUUCAGUCUAGAGAAGUGGAGCUUCUGCAAGUGAAAUCUGAGCUGGAAACGCACCAAGUGAUGAAAAGCUUAAGCAAAACUCCUACUGACUGGGAGUUCGACAAACUGAACAGCGAGUUGAAAAUCCGGUCAGUGGAGCAAGAACUUAAAUUGCUUCAGGAAGAAUGCGGACGCCUCCGAGCGGAACUUCAAAGGACAAAGAAUAUGUCUGCUGACAAAAGCUUGUCUGGUAAUGAGUAUAAUCAAGCCAAUGAUAAAGACAGCGAGAUCAGCGCGCGGCAGGCGUACUGGGAGCUGAAGAAGGAAAUGUCUAAUUUACAUCUAGUGACUGAAGUACAAGCUGAGGUGCUAAGAAAGCUGAAAGGAACAGUGGCUGCAACCAAGAAAGCUUCUCGUGGCCCUGUACAGUGCGAAGAGGACCUGGAGAAGACUUGCGGUAGACUGCGUAUAACAGCUGCUGGUGUUGCAUAUGAAAAAUCACCUAAUGAACACAAUAUUUGUGAUGGUGCAUCUGCUUCUCCGCCGCGUGUAGUGAUCAAUACACUGCCGGAAAAGACUGGCCGCACACAGUGGACAAACGAGAGGCCAAGUCCAGUAGGUGGAAGAGACUGUGAGGACAGUGACUCUUAUCAGAAGUUUUCCUCUGAAGAAAAUUCUUGGGUGAUGCCAAGCCCACCAAAGCCAAGCGAAACGCUUUUUUGGGAAACAAAAAAUAAUUCUUCCCCAACCAAUACAGAACAUUAUUGCAAUCAAAAAUAUUCAUUUAAAAGCUAAAUUGUUUCACUCAUUGAACUUUAGAGCCAUUCGAAAAUAUUUUCAUACAUACAUAUCAUUUUUGCCAGUACAAACUGAUCUGCUGUCGUACUAUAACACCACAAACUGUGUUGUGUAGAUUAUUUUCUGUGCAAUUUUUUCCCAAAAUUUCUGUUGUUUAAAUAGGUUUGAUUUACUUUUUUUUUUUUUUUUAGCUUAUUUGUAGUGUUCACCUAAAUGCCUAUGUAAUACCUGUAAAGACAAAAUACACUGGAUUUAUGUGGUGUGUAUCAUU
Rana temporaria (common frog) is the source of this 1772-nucleotide messenger RNA. RefSeq names its product 5-azacytidine induced 2 (gene AZI2). The record is from RefSeq and is a predicted model, not a curated record. Bases 338 to 1498 code for a protein of 386 amino acids. The transcript is spliced from 8 exons. Gene Ontology annotation, cellular component: cytoplasm. Gene Ontology annotation, biological process: canonical NF-kappaB signal transduction. NCBI's taxonomy places the organism in Eukaryota, Metazoa, Chordata, Amphibia, Anura, Ranidae.